UAGAAAGAUAGAUCGAUCGAUAGAUAGAUAGAUAGAUAGAUAGAUGAUUGUUGUUGUUUAAUUGUUUAUGUUUAGACAAUUUAGGCCUUAAAAAUAAGGCCUUUUCCUUUAAAAAAUAAACAAACACAAAAUAAUAGUCACCGGUCAGCACAUGACUGUCUGUAUACAGCUGUCUGUCAUAUACUGGUUAUACACAGGCUGUCGCUGUGUUUGAAUGUCCAAGCACGAGACAUAAUGAAGGGAGGUGAGAGUUAUGUGCGUGUGUGUUCGGUAAUGCCACAGUGAAGACUCAGCACACCAUUCAGAGGACGGCAGAGGCCACGAGGAAGAGUCCGGGUCGUCAGCAGCGGACUGUGAGAACAGAUGCCUCUUCUCCUCCUAUACGGUUUCACAUUAAGGCUAAUUGUGACCAACCAGGGAAGGAAUUCCUCAGGAGCCGGAGCAGCAGGAGCUACAUCUUGCCAAAACCCGACUUUACGCCAUGGUUGUCCCAGAGUCACAGGAUAAGCAACAACCCACAAGCAUCUCUGACAGAAGAGGCCCCAGCCAACAGUACAGCUCACAGCCGUCCUCAUCGCAUCACGCUGGUGGUCCACAACAUUUCAGCUCCAAUGACAAUACCAUUCUCCAAUACGAGCCACAGGAGUACACCGAGACAGACUUUCUGCUCCCCGUUAAACUCUAUGGUAGGUCAAGGGUCAGCGAAUCCACAACGGCAAAGGAUGAAGUUGGCUCGGUCGCACCUGCGGAGUCUGUCUGUUCCAUGGUGCUGCAGAUCCUGGUGCCAUUUCUACUGGCCGGGUUCGGGACAGUUUCCGCCGGGAUGCUGCUGGAUGUGGUUCAGAACUGGGACGUGUUCCAGGAAGUGACAGAGAUCUUCAUCCUGGUCCCUGCUGUUUUAGGCAUGAAGGGGAACCUGGAAAUGACUCUGGCCUCUAGACUCUCCACUGCUGUGAACGCAGGGAAAAUGGGAUCUGCCAGAGAAAAGUGGAUGAUGAUUGUUGGGAACCUGGCGCUCAAACAGCUACAAGCCACAGUGCUGGGCCUAUUGGCCUCCCUGCUGGCGACUGUCUUGGGCUGGAUGGCAGAGGGAAAGAUGCCCUUUAAUCACGUGGUGCUUCUGUGUUCAACUAGUGUUUCUACGGCCUUCAUGGCCUCAUUGCUGCAAGGUAUCAUCAUGGUGGCAGUGAUCAUUGGCUCCAUGCGAAUGGGAAUCAACCCUGACAAUGUGGCAACACCCAUGGCAGCCAGCUUUGGGGAUCUCAUCACUCUCGCCCUGCUGGCCUGCUGCGGUCAGUGGUUCUACUCCUUAACAGAACUGCAGCCCUAUGUGCUAUAUCUGGUGGAUAUGUUGAUUUUGUGCCUGGUCCCUCUCUGGGUGGUCAUCGCCUCCAAGCACCCAGACAGUCACAUCAUGCUCCGCACAGGUUGGGAACCAAUCAUAACCGCAAUGGUCAUCAGCAGUAUCGGAGGACUUAUACUGGACAAGUCUGUGUCAGAUCCAAACUUGGCAGGAAUCAUUAUAUAUGCGCCAGUCAUAAAUGGGAUUGGAGGAAACCUUGUCUCCAUACAGUCUAGUCGUAUGUCGACUAAUCUGCAUUUAAAUUUCUCACCCGGAGAAGUGUCUGAGGACCGGAGGAGCUGCCACAUGCCUUGCAGCACUUUCUUUGGUUCAGGAGCAAACCAUCGCUCUGCCCAGAUUCUGCUUCUUUUGGUCAUCCCUGGUCAGUUAAUCUUCAUAUACACCAUUCAUCUAAUGAAAGGAGGCCACACAUUUCCCAGUCUUCUCCUGACUAUUGCCUUCUUGUCUGCUUCCCUGAUUCAGGUCUUCUCUCUGCUGUGCAUAGCGGACUAUUUGGUCCACUGGCUUUGGCGGAGGUGUAAAGACCCCGACAGUUACUCAAUACCCUACCUCACAGCCCUCGGAGACCUUCUGGGGACUGCUCUCCUCUCUCUUGCCUUCCUCAUUCUUUGGGGCAUUGGUGACAUGGGCAGUGUUUAAGCUCAAAGCAAACAAGAGAAAAGAAAAAAACAAUAGAGAUGCAUACUUAUCCAAACAGUGUAAUUUUAAUUAAUAGGGUUGACAUAAAACGAAAAUUAAAACAUUAAAAAAACACCCAUGUUAACAUUAUUUGAGUAUUAUCCUGCUCAGAUUGUAGAUGUUUUUUAAAAAUGUGCCUAUGAAAGUGAGACACGAGACGAGAGUUCUCAACUGAGCCAAAUUAAAUGCACGCGUGGGUCAAUGCUCAUUUUGUGAUAAUCUUCGUUAAGCAUAAUAAAAAGUUGUUCUCUAAGAGGCUUCUCUGAAGAACACUGAUCGAAACUACAUUCUGUAUCUGGUAAGUAAUAACAAAACAUACAAAAAGAUUAUUGGAUUGAAAUAAAUCAAUUGUAUCUUCUAAUUUUAGUGUUUUGAAAACAAGUGUGAACAACGUGUUGGACUCCCCUGAGUGGGAGAAUUCUGCCAACGGAUUAUGAAAGAGAACAUAUUUCAUGGGUACUGUGAAUAGAUUGCAUAUCGUUUCACUUGUGCCACCUGCAUGGCCUCAGCUAUUCUACAGAUUGUAAACACGUCUCUUCUCUCAGGUGUCUUCCCACCGGCCCUGAAAACUGCUUGUUAUCAAGUCACUCUUAAUAAAAGAACAAUUUGGACACUUCAUAAAAGGCCCAUACCAAACCUCGCGUUUCUGAGCAAAAUCAUUGAAAAAGCAGUUUUUUAAGCAGCUGAACAAAUUCAAGGCAAAAAACAACUGUUUUGAUGGGGUCUGACAGCUCCUUCAUUGUUCAGCAACUCUUUUAUACACGGACUCAAUGUGGACGAAGAGUGGACAAUCACAUAGGCACCGGACUGCUGUUUGCUAAGAGGUGAACCUUGUCCCUCCUUGCAGAGGCUGUGGGGGCAUAUUGAUUCAUCAGCUUGUCCCUAUGGGGUUUGUCGGUUCAUGCUUAUCGAAUAACAUGUUUGGCAGAGCAAAGGACAUGUAUAAUGAGCGACAUGUAUAAUGAGCGACAUGUAUAAUGACGAUGCAGACACAGCUCCUAAAUUUACAAUUUCUAUUAUCGAUUAUCACAACAUUUUACUAGACAAACUGGAAAACUGUGUGGGAGUCUCGGGUACAGUAUUAAACUGGUUUAAAUCCUAUUUCAAAGAAAGGGACUACUUUUUAUCUAUAGGUAAUAACACAUCUGAGCGGGCAAAAAUUACAUGUGGAAUUCGCCAAGGCUCCAUUCUGGGGUGUCUUCUGUUCUACAUCUACAUGCUCCCACUGGCUCAGGUCAUGGAUAACCAUAAUUAUCCAUGUAGAAUGGUCCACCUCACGUCAAACUCAAUCUGACAGUUUUAUCACCCCCAAUAAAUCAUCACAGGACCCCUUACUGCAGGGACGAACAGAGACACUCCCAGGUUGCUUUGGCUUACCUACAGUAUUGAUAUACUUGAUAGUUAAACGCUCAUCUUUAAUAAAGCUACAUGGAAAGUGUGAACUGAUAGCUUUCCCAUCUCUUACAACAACGAGCUCUUUGUCAUUUUUAUUUUUUGCAAUUAAAUUGCAAACUUCUUUUCAGUGAGUCCUCAACAGUUCCUAAAUGGUUGCAGGUAACAGAAGUGGGCAUCUUCCCUUUUAAGUACCACUCGAAUGAAUGUGUUGUAUGUGGUUCCUAAGAAUGAAAAAAAAAUCGUAUUCAAUUCACUCACGAUG
This is a messenger RNA of Scophthalmus maximus (turbot), 3698 nucleotides long. It is a transcript of the gene slc41a2a, whose product is annotated as solute carrier family 41 member 2a. The record is from RefSeq and is a predicted model, not a curated record. Bases 482 to 2002 code for a protein of 506 amino acids. Gene Ontology annotation, molecular function: monoatomic cation transmembrane transporter activity. Gene Ontology annotation, cellular component: plasma membrane. The transcript has 11 exons. NCBI's taxonomy places the organism in Eukaryota, Metazoa, Chordata, Actinopteri, Pleuronectiformes, Scophthalmidae. Gene Ontology annotation, biological process: monoatomic cation transport.